Molecule: messenger RNA, 684 nt
Organism: Closterium sp. NIES-67
Lineage: Eukaryota; Viridiplantae; Streptophyta; Zygnematophyceae; Desmidiales; Closteriaceae
Source: the annotation of a GenBank genome assembly
GUCUACGUCGACGACAUGCUUCUUGCCGCUGACAACGAAGCAGACCUACAACAGGUCAAGGAUGAGCUGCAGAAGCGCCUCCUCUGCAAGGACCUGGGGGAGGUCCGCAACUACCUCGGGAUGGAGAUUUCUCGCGAUCGUACGGCCAGGACCAUCUCCCUCUCUCAGGCAUUCUACCUCGAGAAGCUCACUGGCUACAGCGACUCCUCUUGGGCAGAUUCUCAGCCCGAUCGUCGCAGCUCACAGGGGUAUGGUUUCUCCCUCGGGAGUGGCCUCAUUUCCUGGCGCUCCACCCGCUCCUCCUCGAUCGCUCUCUCCUCGUGCGAAGCAGAGCUCUACGCCAUCACCAUGGCGGCCCAGGAGGCGCGUACUAUCCACCUCACAAAGGAAGCCGUUUUCCAUGGUCGCUCCAAACACAUCGCGCUCCGACACUACUUCGUUCGUGAGCUCGUCCAGGCUGGACACCUCACCAUUCUCACAGAAAUGGCGCACAUGAAGGAGAAAUGGCGCACAUGAAGGAGAAAUGGCGCACAUGAAGGAGAAAUGGUGCACAUGAAGGAGAGAUGGCGCACAUGAAGGAGAAAUGGCGCACAUGAAGGAGAGAUGGCGCACAUGAAGGAGAAAUGGCGCACAUGAAGGAGAAAUGGCGCACAUGAAGGAGAAAUGGCGCACAUGAAGGAGAAA